Molecule: messenger RNA, 669 nt
Organism: Lathyrus sativus (Indian pea)
Lineage: Eukaryota; Viridiplantae; Streptophyta; Magnoliopsida; Fabales; Fabaceae
Source: the annotation of a GenBank genome assembly
AUGUCACCUUUUGAGGCACUCUACGGACGCACUCCCCCUUCUCCUCCUCUUAACCACCCCGGAUCUGUAUAUCUUGAGAUGGUGGAUCUAUCCCUACAAAAUAGAAACGACAUCAUUAAUAAGUUGAAACUCAAUCUGGAACAUAGCAGAAAACUUAUGCAAAUACAAAGUAACAAGAAAAGAAGUGACAUUAGCUUUUCCGAAGGAGAUCCCGUCUUGUUGCGUCUUCAGCCUUAUCGCCAAGUUACGGUUCAACGCCGUGUUUCUCACAAACUUUCCAAACGAUGUUACGGUCCCUUCAAGAUUCUUCGCAGGAUUGGAAAGGUCGCGUAUCAUUUGGAUCUCCCUUCUACCUCACGGAUCCACCCCGUUUUCCACGUUUCGCAACUCCGCAAAUUCUACGACAUGGAUCCUCCAUCUUCUUUCACUCCCAUUCCAUCAGAGUUUGAAAAUGAGAACAAAACCCGUUCGCCUUCAGAUAUUCCGCCUCAACCCACCACAAAGUAUGACUCUGGUACUCUAAAUGAGACAGACAACCAAGAUGAGGAACAUGCAAGGCCGGAUCAGGAGACGCAAACGCAAGCACCACACUUAACAAAAGUUUUUUCUGAUGUACCAAUCACUGCAAACACUAUGAAGAAAACUGUAAUACCCCAAAUUUUGCCCUAA